This is a messenger RNA of Lodderomyces orthopsilosis Co 90-125, 966 nucleotides long. RefSeq lists its product as uncharacterized. The transcript has a single exon. The record is from RefSeq and is a predicted model, not a curated record. Gene Ontology annotation, cellular component: membrane. NCBI's taxonomy places the organism in Eukaryota, Fungi, Ascomycota, Pichiomycetes, Serinales, Debaryomycetaceae. Gene Ontology annotation, biological process: transmembrane transport. The annotation marks the transcript as partial. Gene Ontology annotation, molecular function: ABC-type transporter activity; ATP binding.
ACUUGGCGAACAAUUGUACAAGAUUGGAGAACACCAGAGUAUAUAUACUCGAAAGCGUUCUUGGUAAUUUCAUCGGCUCUUUUCAAUGGAUUUUCGUUUUUUAAAGCUGAUAGGUCACAACAAGGGUUGCAAAAUCAAAUGUUUUCAAUUUUCAUGUUUUUUGUCCCGUUCAACACCAUGGUUCAGCAGUUGCUUCCUCAAUUCGUGAAACAAAGAGAUGUUUAUGAAGUACGGGAGGCUCCGUCAAGAACGUUUAGUUGGUUUGCUUUUAUAACCGCACAACUUACGGCAGAAAUGCCAUAUCAGAUCGCGGUUGGAACAAUUGCAUUCUUUUGCUGGUAUUACCCUCUAGGAUUAUACGCUAAUGCUGAACCCACUGAUGCAGUUGAUCAAAGAGGUGUCCUUAUGUGGUUAUUCAUCAAUUGUUUCUAUGUUUACACCAGCACCAUGGGUCUUUUAUGUAUUUCAUUUAUUGAACUUGCCGACAAUGCUGCUAAUCUUGCCACACUUUUAUUUACAAUGUGUUUGAACUUUUGUGGUGUUCUCAAGACGGGUGAUGAGUUGCCCCGGUUUUGGAUUUUCAUGUACCGGUGUAAUCCAUUCACCUAUAUGGUGCAAGGUAUGUUAGCUACAGGAUUAGCAAACAACUCAGCUGAAUGUUCGAGUACAGAAUUGCUAACCGUUGAACCACCAAGUGGACAAUCUUGCUCAUCAUACUUGAAAGCUUAUGUUGAACAGGCAGGAGGUUAUAUUGUCGAUACCAAUGGUUGUCAAUAUUGUACAAUUAAGGAUACCAACACUUACUUGGCCUCAGUCAGUGCUAGGUACAGUGAGAGAUGGAGAAACUUUGGACUUGUUAUUUGUUUCAUUGCUAUUAACAUCGUGUUUACAGCUGCCUUGUAUUGGUUAGCAAGAGUUCCAAAAGGAAACAGGGAAAAAGAUAGUAAGAAGAAACUGGAGAAAUGA